GCAGAGAAUUGUUUUCAUUCAUAUUGGUGUGUAGGUCCUGCUGUAUUGUCUUCAUCCCGUAUGCCGAGUUCAUGGGUUCUGCAUACUAUCGCAUUCUCUUUCGUUUACGUUGCUAUACUUAAGCUCCAAGUUGUAAAAAUUACCGAAUCACCCUGUUAUGUCUGUACGCACAUGCUCUUGUGCUCCACUGUUGUCUUGUUUUCGCUUUCGCAAUGUUUUGUUCACUCUAGAUUUAAAAAAAACAAUUCGUUGCUCAACGACACCGUGUAAGUACCACCUGGCAACUCCGGUAAAUCCAAUCUUUAACCACUCUGACAGGUAACAGAGGAAGAGUCCAGAUUCACGUUACCUUGAAGAACCUGGUCAGGUGGAAAUACCAACGGUACAACGGGUUAGCCUGUCCAAUACCUCUGUCAUCAUCGGUCGCUUUUUCGGGUCUUCAUCCAUAAGUUGCGACGAAAUUUCGAGGAGGGUAUCGCGAUCCGUGGAUGG
Messenger RNA from Suillus clintonianus, 492 nucleotides. RefSeq lists its product as uncharacterized. The coding region runs from base 61 to 270 and encodes 69 amino acids. The transcript has 2 exons. Lineage: Eukaryota; Fungi; Basidiomycota; Agaricomycetes; Boletales; Suillaceae. The record is from RefSeq and is a predicted model, not a curated record.